This is a messenger RNA of Moneuplotes crassus, 1131 nucleotides long. The record is from the annotation of a GenBank genome assembly. NCBI's taxonomy places the organism in Eukaryota, Ciliophora, Spirotrichea, Euplotida, Euplotidae.
UUUUAAUUGAAAUUUAGUCAAAAAUGAAGAUAAUUCUGGGAACUUCACAAGGAUACAAGACCACCUCAAUUCUGAACUUCGGGUACAUCUAUCUGCAAGAAUGGCUCAGUGAGAGGGAACGAGACAUUGAAGAUCAAAAAGAGAGCAAGGAUUCACCAGCACCUUAUGUUGUGUACAUCACUUCUAAGCAGAAAAUGAAGGAAAAUAGCCUAGUUUUUGGAACUUACUCAGAAGUCACUAUAGAUGUCCUAAAGAACAUUAAAAUGAAGUACAUAGAUACUAGCGAAGGGCUGAUCAAUUAUCUGAUCGAUUUCCACCUACUUAAGGAUAGGCCCAAGCUUGUCCUGAUAGAUGGAAUGGAACUUUACUGUACAGGCAGCAAUGAUAAAAAGUUGUCCCAGAUUAAUACCUCUAACAAAAAGCUCAAAGUUGAUUACCUGUGAAACUUAAUGAAGCACAUAGAAGAGCUGUACAGUAAUUCUUUGAGUGAGACUAAAUUUAUCUGAACACAUCGAAUUUUCAGUUGAAUAGAGUCAGCAAGUACUGCCAGUACAAAGCUACUCAAUAGUGCGAAAUCAGAAUUGAACUUCCUGAUUUCUCUUUAUGUCGACCACUGAACUGAUGUCUAUCUGAUGGUGACCUCAGCUAAUGCCGGGGGAGCCCCAGCAAAGUUGAUGGAUUCAGAUCCAGAAGACAUAAAUAUCCAGGUAGACACAGGAGAGAUCUGAGUAGCCAACUGCAUCUUCACAGUUUGCCCUGUCACAUGCCAAACUACAGAGAAGAUGGAUGACUGGCUCGAACUCUGUCGUGAAGAGAUGAUAACACUCUGGAGAGUGGCCCAGAGUGACGAAAUCGAAGAAGAACAAACCUCCCUUCAAAGAGUUGAAGAAGGCAAAGAAUUUGAAUCUGUCAAAGAACUCGUAGAUUACCUCAAAGGUGAAGAAAAACAAGAAUAUGACGAUGAAGGUGACCAAAGAAUGGCUCAAGAUGAGGAAAUUCCAGCUAGCAAGGAAAUAUCCAAAGAGAAGAAUAAAAUGACACCGAGUCAGUAGAGGAUCAUUCAACCAAUGAGGCUGGUAAGGUUGCAUAAGUAGACAAAGACUAACUCAUAAAUGUUUAACUAUUAAUUCC